Messenger RNA from Blastomyces gilchristii SLH14081, 1445 nucleotides. RefSeq lists its product as uncharacterized. The record is from RefSeq and is a predicted model, not a curated record. The transcript is spliced from 2 exons. Lineage: Eukaryota; Fungi; Ascomycota; Eurotiomycetes; Onygenales; Ajellomycetaceae. Bases 535 to 855 code for a protein of 106 amino acids.
GAAGAAGGCCGCCACUCACCCCCAAGCUCGGGACAGAAUACGGGAACCAACGGCUGGGGGGAUAUCCUUGGCUGAAAAAGAAUUUGAAGACGAUCGAUCGAUCAUUGUUAAUGGGGAUUGGGAUUGUCAAUUGAUGACUGGACUGCGACGUUGCAGGUGACUGACUGACUUGACUAACUACUGGGCUUGCUCAGCGGGCUGGACUGGACUGGCCUUGGGCUGGCUGGGUUUUGGAUCAGACUGAACUGGGCUAAAUAAUAAAUAAAUAACUCAAGCCGGCUGAACACCUUGAAGCCGCUAGAGGCUGGGCGGGAGGCCAGACAGUGGAAAACCCGGGGAAAACCCGGGGAAUAAAAUAAAAAAAAAAGAAGGGCGGGAGAACGAAAAAAGAAAACAUGGAACCUUGGAAAACUCGCCGGGUAACGUGACAUGAUGAAAAGCCAGAACUAUUCAUAGCUUAUAGCUACAGAGUAGUUACAUUUUGUUUCGUUAAGUUAGUUAUUAGUUGUAACCGAGAACAACAAGAGAAUAGGAAUGCUCUGGCUGAUGAAAUGCCUGAAAGAAAGACGCCAAAAGCUCUCCCGAAGAUUCUUGUCAAACAAUAACAUUUCUAAACUACUGUUGUUGGCCAGCAACCUUGGAAUUACUAUGACACUCCGAAUAAAACCAGGUAAAGACCAAGUAAAGUAUAUAUGCGUCCAUUUUUUAAUGGAUAUCAGGGCCCCUUUCUCUUAUAGCCUUCCCUUCCCCCCUUCAAAGUCUCCCGAGGGCCAAGCAAGGCUGUGGCGCAAAACCUUCAGUGGGCCGCGGAUUGCCGCGCGGAGAGUGAGUGGAAACGAACAAAUCCCCAUGUGAUAUAGAGCAUGGGGAAAAGAAGAAAAAGUAAGGAAAAGAAAACGAAAAAGUUCCUGGCUGAGACAAGGAUGAGACUGUAGUACUACUGAUGGAAACAGAUUACCAUAGAAUUUACAAAGAAAUGCGGUAUUUAUUUAAUAGGGAGUCUGAUCUUCAAUGUUCGGAUAUAGCUGGUGGUUGUAAGUAACCAAGAGACAUUGAUACAGAUGCUUAGAAGCGGCUUAUAGAGUAAUAAGUAUACAUGUACAUGUAUACAAAACAUGUACCUAGCGACCGUCGGAAUCGAUGAGGAAUAAUAUUAAAUAAUAGCGAACAGGGAAUCACCAGGAUAGGGGGAUUUUGAACACUGCCACGCCUCCCCCCCUUCCCUCCCUCCUCCCCAAGGACAAGGAAGAUGUAAUCUUCUUGGGAGAUAUCUGGAUUGAGGGGCACAUUCUUCUACAUUAUUAUUAAUAUCAACUAUUAUUGCUUUGUUACCAGUCCAGACGGCAGCACACGAACAAGAGAACCUACCCCCCUUAACAUAGGAAGGAUCUAUGGAUGUACUGUACUCCGUACUCGGUUCAGUUCCAUGUCGUCAUUCCACGGCG